AUGGCGGCCAUUUUGAAGAAGACCUCCUAUAUAAGCGCCGGUGCUUUGAUACAUGAAAGUUGGAUUAUAACUGGAGCUGAUUCAUUGUAUAUGAUCAGAGAUCUUUCUCGUAUUCUCCGCGUGCGCUUGGGCAGCAUCAACUAUAAGAAAGGAGGGUUUCUCUCUCCAGUGAAAUACAUUCACAUACAUCCACUCUUCGAUGACGACAAGCCCCAGUUUGACAUAGCGUUAAUCAAGCUAGCCUCGCCUCUGCGGCUGACUCCCAACUUAAACCCAAUCAAGCUGUUAAAGAAACCACGACAAAUAACUGCUACUCAUUUUAUUGUAACAGCCUGGCCUGCUCCUCUUCAGGGUUCAAAGAAUCAUACAAGCCUGGGUUCCGUGGAGUUGUUUAAAAGACGUAUACUGACAAUAUCACACGUCCAUCCCUUGGAUGCAGACGACUGUGGUGAUCACCUGGAAGCCCAGGGAAUAAAUAAUACGGGAGGUGUAAUGUGUUUGGACCCACCGGUCCAUGGAGAUCCUUGUCAGAGAGACACUGGGGCUCCAAUGGUCUUAAAUGGAAUUCUAUGGGGCAUUAUUUCCUCUUGGAGAUCCGAGGACUGUCAGAUGGAAAAUGGCGCCACCUUCGUCACCCUCGUCUCCCAUGUUAAUAUCAGUUCGUGGAUACACGCUACUAUCCAUGGGCAUAAAGUAACUAAGAAGCACGGCAUUGAUUAUGAUGACAAUUUCAUUUAG
Molecule: messenger RNA, 738 nt
Organism: Pieris macdunnoughi
Lineage: Eukaryota; Metazoa; Arthropoda; Insecta; Lepidoptera; Pieridae
Source: the annotation of a GenBank genome assembly